This is a messenger RNA of Abrus precatorius (Indian licorice), 2304 nucleotides long. Its product is annotated as senescence-associated carboxylesterase 101-like. NCBI's taxonomy places the organism in Eukaryota, Viridiplantae, Streptophyta, Magnoliopsida, Fabales, Fabaceae. The transcript has a single exon. The record is from RefSeq and is a predicted model, not a curated record. Gene Ontology annotation, biological process: defense response; lipid metabolic process. Gene Ontology annotation, molecular function: carboxylic ester hydrolase activity. Bases 1621 to 2304 code for a protein of 227 amino acids.
UAAUGGAAGAAGCCUUGAUUUGUUUAAGCUAGUUAUUUAUGUUGUAACUAACAAAAAGCUUGUUAUUUCUUCCCAUAUAAUCACUUAGUUAAUUUUGAUAAUUAAAUUUACAAAUAAUUUGGUAAGGUACUUUUAUUGAGUGUCGAAAGAUUAGGUACGAGGAAACCAACUCUUAUAAAGUUUUUAUAAUCUCUUUCAAUUUAAAAAAUCGAAAAUACUUUGAAGAGUGGAUGCAGAUUCAAUUCAAAUUUAAAAAAUCGAAAAUACCUAGUACAAUACAAAAUUACCAACCAUCACACGAUCAAGAAAAUUUAAGUGUAGGAUUAUAAGUACUUUUAGUAAUAUUUUUUAAUUAAAGUUAAAGUUUUAUUUCCCUGAAGUAUACUGAAUUUUAAUACUGAUGUGUUAAUUUUUAAUGUUGAAUUUUAUUGUACAGUAUCAAACUAAAAAUUUAAUUCCUGAUGAAAAAAUAAUACUACCAUAGUGCAUUAAAUUUUGACUAAAUAAAUAGGAGAGAACAAGAGAAUGGAAGCACGUGACUAGAAUUAUUAAAAAAACAUUUUGUCUUGUAUUAGUCCUUCAGCUAACUAUUUAUAAUAACAAAAGUUUCAUACAGGGUGUUGACUAACCUUACUCCAUUCUCUGCAAUGGCAUCGACCAUUUAAAGACUAUUUGCUCAUCGUUUUGAGGCUUUUUCUUACUCUUUCAAGCACCAUGGCUCAAUCUGCACUGUAUGUGACAAAUGAAGGAUACUCUUUCCUUGUUGGUUUUUAGUUUAAAACUCAUAAAACAGAAGUAAUUAACACGACAUGUUGAUUCUCACAGUAUUACUUAAGUUAGAUUAUGUGUGCUUGUGGUUUCAGAUUAUCGAGUGGAGUGGAGCUUGCACCUCUUGUGAUAAGCACUGGUCUUCUUCGCAGAUCAUGGGAUGCUAUUUCAUCUCGUUAUGAAGGAAUCGUUUCAAACAAGGGAGAAGGACUAUCAUGGAAAGUCUAUAAGGAUUUUGAUUCAGAUUUUAUGAUUAUAGCGUUUGAGGCAACAUCAGAUUCUUUCAAUUUUCAAGCGGAUUUGACUCCAUCUUCUGCUCUAAGAGAGGAGAAUUUCCUUCACUUUGAUUUUCUGUGUACCAAAGCCAACCCAGUUUUCUCUAUCAACAGCACUGCAUUUUCACUCUUCUAUAGAAACCAUCAGAGGCUUGAUGAGUGGAAGAAAUCUGAUUUUGAGGUACAUCUCCUCCUUUCCCUUGUAUUUUUUAUGCCUCUUUUGAUUUCUCUUUGGAAAAUUAUAAGCUGAAAACACCUUAUCUGGCCUGCAUGAAAAACUGUGUAUUUCCUACAUAUCUAGAGAUUGAUGAUGUGUGUCCUGAUCAAGCUUAUUAAUUCUGUUCUGAAUUUAGCUGUUUGACUUUGUAAAUUGUUCAUAACCACCCUAUGGUAUCACAUUGUUUAGCUUUAAAAUUUCUCUUUUUUUCAUAAAAGAAACAAAAAGAGUAGGGACUUUUUGCCUUAGAAGUUAUAAUUCUAUACCCUUUAAGUCCAAUGUUUUGGGAUAAAAUUAUUAUAACUUUAGAGCAAGCAACAGUUUGCUAAGUUUGUCUUAAAUAUAGUGUAGUUCUUCUGCAUGCUUGUAGGGGUCAUAUAUUGUUCUUCCCAUGUAUAUCUUUACAUAAAAAUCCUAGUGCAGAUGAAUAGUGCCACUCCAUUGAUUGUUACUGGACAUGGUCUUGGAGGAUCAAUUGCUUCUCUCUUCACUAUAUCACUAUUAGAUGGCAUGCGGUCAGUAAAGAAUCGCCCACUCUGCAUCACCUAUGGUUCACCCCUCAUUGGUGACAAGCAGUUGCAACAAGCCAUAUCACCUAGUCCUAUGUGGAAUUCUUGCUUUCUACACGUUGUGUCAAUCAAAGACCCACUUCCAAGACUCUUCAUUACAAACCAUAGCUCUUCAGCUGCAGCAUUGAGUCCUAAAAUCAGCACCUACAUGCCUUUUGGAACAUAUCUAUUGUGUUCUGAUGUAAAUUCUACUUGUUUUGACAACCUUGAUUCUAUUUUGGAACUUCUCAUAGCAUCGGGCUCAAUCUAUGGUCAGAAUCAAGGAUUUCAAUUUACUGAGUACGAAAAUAUGGUAGAAAAUCUCACUCAUAAAGCAAUUUGCAAGGACCUAACUAUUGUGGAUGAAAACGAGCCUCUUCCAAAAUCGGAUUCAGUACUUGCAAGUAGUAUCAGUUUACAGUUGCGCGCAUUAGGAUUGACACCACAUAUGCAGGUAGACCAUAUAUUCUAUUAUCAAACUACUACAAUUAUCUAA